GAGAGCCCCUGUUGGUUGGCAUGGAUCUUACCAUCGCGAGUUUCGAUGCAAUCUCGGAAGUAAACAUGGUGAGUACGAGUAUGGUAUACCUACACGAUCAAACUGAAAAAUAAAAUUUUUCAAAAUUUUUGACAAAUUAAUGUAACCUCGAUACAAGAUUAUUUCAUUUUGCUUAUUGUUAGCGAAUGAUCUUUUCCUCGCAUUACAUGAUUAUUUCAAAUUGAAUAAUUGCUUUCGAGUAUCUUUCCAAAUCAGUGCAGGUUCUUUGGAAUUCCGCAAUCUAAAAUUUUAUGCAUUUUCAUAUUUUUAUGAAUAUAAUUAAAGAAAUGAAACCUGAAUAGAAAUUUGUUUUCUUGUACUGUAUAUCAUUAUAAAUCAUUCUGCUUUGAAUAUUCCUUACGCUCAUUGUGCGUAUUUUCAGUUUCCCAUAAAUCAUACAAACUCAUGGCAAACUUUUUAUCAAGUUUCUCAAUUUUUCAUGUAACAACGCCAUUCUAACCAGCAGGAAAUUUCACAAUUAUAACAUUGAGUUACGCUCAAUUUAGUGGCACGAAUUAUAAGAAAAUUCGAUUUGAAAGAAAAAGUCCUGUGAAACAUGAAUUUGAUAUUUCUUAAUUCUUAAAUCUUCAGACUGAAGAUUAAUAAAUAUAAAUUAUAUACAAUAUGCUCAAUGCUUUGCGUUAUUAUAAUAACAAAAAGAUUGAUAAGAGUUUAAGGGGAGGAAUUAUAGCUUUUGAUUAAAUAUAGUUCUUCUACAAUCUGAUAGAUACAUUUACAAUAAUCGUGUAUUGUGAUACAACGAAUAUUAUUAAAAUAAUAUUAAUGUUUACAGGAUUAUACCAUAACAAUGUAUCUGAAUCAGUAUUGGAAGGACGAAAGACUGGCGUUUUCUCAAGAAGAGGAGGUUCUCACACUCAGUGGAGAUUUCGCGGAAAAGAUUUGGGUCCCCGACACGUUUUUCGCCAACGACAAGAACAGGUACAAUUUUUCGAAACUUGUAUUUUUCCGCGGGAGAAGAGAAUUCUUACUGAACUAAAAGCCAGAAGGAAAUUUACGUUAAAUAAUCAAAAAUUCUAAUAGCUUUCCAAAUAAUUUUACAAUUAAAUCAUUUUGUAAUAAUUGUAAUAUGAUACAAUUGCGAUGAUAUAUAAUAUCAAUUACAAUAUAUAAUAAUAUUUAUAAUUGUAAUUUAUAAAUUCAUAUAUUAAAAUAAUUACUUAUAUAUUAAUUAUCCUUUUUUAUAUGCUUUAAAAGUAAUAAUUUAUCAAAUUUAAUUCGAUUUUUAUGUAACCAUGUAACAUAAAUAUAUAUUAUAUAUAAUCUUAUAAUAUUUUCUUAUAAUAUUAUAUAUAAUCUUAUAAUAUAGGACAUAUAAUCAUUUUGUAAAA
Heterotrigona itama is the source of this 1388-nucleotide messenger RNA. The record is from the annotation of a GenBank genome assembly. Lineage: Eukaryota; Metazoa; Arthropoda; Insecta; Hymenoptera; Apidae.